This is a messenger RNA of Coccidioides posadasii C735 delta SOWgp, 1838 nucleotides long. It is a transcript of the gene VRG4, whose product is annotated as GDP-mannose transporter into the lumen of the Golgi. Gene Ontology annotation, cellular component: Golgi apparatus. The record is from RefSeq and is a predicted model, not a curated record. Lineage: Eukaryota; Fungi; Ascomycota; Eurotiomycetes; Onygenales; Onygenaceae. Gene Ontology annotation, molecular function: antiporter activity; GDP-fucose transmembrane transporter activity.
AUGGCGGACACAAAGAAGAAUGAUAACUAUGCCAUCGACAUGGACAAGUUGGACGCAGAGUCCGACCGGUUUAGGCCUCCGCCUCCGCCUCAGCCCCGGCACUCAUCAUCAUCACACUCGCAAUCGAUAUCAAAUAGCCCGGUUUUACCUAUUCUCAGCUAUUGUGCUUCUUCGAUUUUAAUGACCGUUACAAACAAAUAUGUCCUUUCAGGUGUUCAGUUCAAUCUUAACUUUUUCCUUCUCUGUGUUCAGUCCGUAGUUUGCAUAAUCGCCAUACAGACCUGCAAGUCCAUGGGAUUAAUCAAUUAUCGCGAUUUCAAUUCGGAUGAAGCGAAAAAAUGGUUUCCAAUUUCACUUCUUCUCAUCGGUAUGAUUUACACCGGCACAAAAGCUCUCAAAUUCCUGUCGAUCCCGGUGUACACUAUCUUCAAGAACCUUACAAUCAUUCUCAUUGCAUACGGUGAGGUCCUUUGGUUUGGCGGGUCCGUGACCGGAAUGGCCCUCUUCUCUUUCGGCCUGAUGGUCCUGAGUUCCGUUAUUGCAGCUUGGGCAGAUAUCAAGCAUGCUCUCGACACCAGCGGCUUUUCCGGAGCCGAAGCUACCAGCAAGAUUUCCACCCUCAAUGCAGGAUACAUUUGGAUGUUGAUCAACUGUCUUUGCACUUCUACCUAUAUUCUCGGAAUGCGAAAACGGAUCAAGUUGACCAAUUUCAAGGAUUUUGACACCAUGUUCUACAACAACCUCCUAUCUAUCCCGAUUUUGAUGAUUGGUUCUUUCAUUGUUGAGGACUGGUCCUCCGAGAACAUCAACAAAAAUUUCCCUAUUGAAACCCGCAACUCCUUGAUCUUCGCGAUGAUCUUCUCCGGUCUCUCUUCAGUUUUCAUUUCCUACACGUCCGCAUGGUGUGUUCGAGUGACCUCUUCCACAACAUACUCCAUGGUGGGAGCCUUGAAUAAGCUUCCUAUCGCUCUUUCUGGUCUCAUCUUCUUUGGCGAUCCAGUCACCGUCCCGAGUGUCUCGGCCAUCGUGGUUGGAUUUAUCAGUGGAAUUGUGUACUCGCUCGCCAAGGUCAAGCAAAAUGCCAAACCGAGAACGGGCGUCCUUCCAACGACCAACCCGGUGAGCGCCAGCACACAAAGCAUGAGAGACGGACUGAAAUCUUAGGCAACCGCUGGCCCGGCCCCCAAUGUACGAACUUUCUUCUUCAACCGCGAUAUAGACUAUUUUAAGAUUGAUUCACAUUUCAGCGGACACAAAUACGCGAUACAAUGAGAAAAUUAAAAAAGCUUUUCUUGAAUCUUGACAGGCCACCUGGCCUACUAUUCGUCUGCCACAGAAAUUCAAGCCUUUGCUUGGAAGUAUGUGCGGGCUCAGUUCUGUAACAUGCCCUUUAUGGCAGUCAUUAAACCUCCAUGCCUUGUGCUAUUUGUCAGAUUCGGCCCGGUUUCAUGUUAGGAUUUGGCCAACCUUUCUUCCCCAUGUUGCCAUUCAUCAUUUAUUCAUCUAUCUAUUCUUCCUUCCGUUGUGAAACUUAUAAAACAUUGUAACAAAUCUAAUUAGCUCUCUUCUUGUUUUCUUGUUUCCAGUUUUUAACUUCUCGAAAUCCCAUCAGCCCUUGAUGGUGCAUGGGCAACUUCACCACCUUGUGAAAUUCUUCUAUGGUUGAUGUUUGCAGGUGUUGUACCUGGGUUAUAGAAACAGGGAUCUUUCGAUCAUGGCUUCAGAAUGGUGUAUGCCUCUGUUUCAAUGGUGUGUUCAGGGUCGAUAUGACAUAGGUACCUGAUAUAUGAAGUAGAAAAGGUCUCAACUAUCAAGGCAUAUCUUGAUCAGAGUUUCUC